UCACUCCCCAACGGCGUCUACCACCCCCCCCCCCCCCCCAGGCUGAAAACCCUGUGGCCUCAGAUCUCCAUGCCUGCGUUGACUCACUACUACAGCGAUGAUAUGGCACAGCGCUUCUGAUACCGUCUGAUUCAUUCUGUGGUGGUACAGGCAGCCAGCAGACCAUUCUCCAUGAGGAGCAGUAGAAGAUGCCGGCUCUGCCAGCACUGCUGCUGUCAAUACACGUCCUCUCCUUCCUGCUAGUCACCAUGGCGCCACGCUCCCUCAGUCAGGCCCCUUUGCUCUCCUCCGUCCGCAUGGCGGCAAUCCUGGACGACCAGUCUGUGUGUGGGCGCGGGGAGCGGCUGGCGCUGGCCCUGGCCAGGGAGAACAUCAACAGCGUGAUGGAGGGUCCGUCCCGAGCCCGAGUGGAGGUGGACAUAUACGAGCUGCAAAAAGACUCCCAGUACGACACUACUGACACCAUGUGUCAGAUUCUACCCAAAGGCGUUGUCUCUGUGAUAGGUCCCGCCUCCAGCCCCGCCUCCGGCUCUACUGUCAGUCAUAUAUGUGGAGAGAAGGAGAUCCCUCACGUAAAGAUCGGUCCAGAGGAAACUCCCCGCUUGCCGUACCUGCGCUUCGCCUCUGUCACUCUGUACCCUAGCAACGAGGACCUGAGCCUGGCCAUCGAAGCCAUCUUGCGCUCGUUCAGUUACCCAUCAGCCAGCCUGGUCUGUGCCAAGGCUGAGUGCCUGCUGAGAUUGGAGGAACUGGUGCGCCGCUUUCUCAUCUCCCGGGAGACGCUGUCAAUCAGGAUGCUGGAUGACAACCUGGACCCUACGCCACUGCUGAAGGAGAUCCGUGACGACAAAGUGGCCACCAUCAUCAUUGACGCCAACGCUUCUGUCUCCUAUCUCAUCCUCAAGAAGGCGUCAGAGCUGGGGAUGACAUCAGCGUUUUACAAGUACAUACUCACCACGAUGGAUUUCCCACUACUGAGACUGGAUGACAUAGUGGAUGAGCAGUCCAACAUCGUGGGUUUCUCCAUGUUUAACACCACCCAUCCCUUCUACUUGGAGUUCAUCAGGAGCCUCAACCUCUCUUGGAGGGAGGGAUGUGACCUGACGUACCCCGGCCCUGCGCUCUCGUCAGCGCUGAUGUUUGAUGCGGUGCAUGUGGUGGUGGGGGCGGUGAGGGAAUUGAACCGCAGUCAGGAAAUCGGAGUGAAGCCGCUCAGCUGCACCUCACCUCAGAUCUGGCAACACGGGACCAGUCUCAUGAACUACCUGCGCAUGGUGGAGUACGAUGGUCUGACAGGGCGUGUGGAGUUCAACAGCAAAGGUCAGAGGACCAACUAUACCCUGCGGAUUCUGGAGAAACACCGAGGAGGCCACAAAGAGAUCGGUGUCUGGUACUCCAACAACACCCUGGCAAUGAACUCCACCAGUCUGGAUAUCAAUGUCUCAGAGACGCUGGCAAACAAGACACUCAUUGUCACCACCAUACUGGAGAACCCAUAUGUGAUGCGCAGAGACAACUACCAGGACUUCCAGGGCAACGACCAGUACGAGGGCUUCUGCGUCGACAUGCUGAAGGAGCUGGCAGACAUCUUGAAAUUCUCCUUCAAGAUCAAGCUGGUGGAUGACGGUCUGUAUGGGGCUCCAGAGCCCAACGGCUCUUGGACUGGCAUGGUUGGAGAGCUAAUCAACAGGAAAGCCGACCUGGCCGUAGCAGGCUUCACCAUCACGUCAGAGAGAGAGAAAGUUAUCGACUUCUCUAAGCCGUUCAUGACCCUGGGGAUCAGCAUCUUGUACCGAGUUCAACUGGGUCGGAAGCCGGGUUACUUCUCCUUCCUCGAUCCCUUCUCUCCAGCUGUCUGGCUCUUCAUGCUGCUCGCCUAUCUGGCUGUCAGCUGUGUGCUCUUCCUGGCUGCAAGGCUGAGCCCCUAUGAGUGGUACAACCCUCACCCGUGUCUGCGAGAGCGCAAGGACAUGCUGGAGAACCAGUACACGCUAGGAAACAGCCUGUGGUUCCCUGUUGGAGGCUUCAUGCAGCAGGGAUCAGAGAUAAUGCCCAGAGCCCUGUCCACCAGAUGUGUCAGUGGGGUGUGGUGGGCGUUCACCCUGAUCAUCAUCUCCUCCUACACGGCCAACCUGGCAGCCUUCCUGACCGUCCAGAGGAUGGAGGUUCCCAUCGAGUCUCCGGACGACUUGGCCGACCAGACCAACAUCGAGUACGGCACCAUCCACGGAGGAAGCACCAUGACAUUCUUCAUGAACUCGCGUUACCAGACCUACCAGCGGAUGUGGAACUACAUGAACUCUAAGCAGCCCAGUGUGUUUGUGAAAAGCACAGAGGAAGGCAUCGCCCGCGUGGUCAACUCCAAGUACGCCUUCCUGAUGGAGAGCACCAUGAACGAGUACUACCGCGGCCUCAACUGUAAUCUCACAAAGAUAGGAGGCCUGCUGGACACCAAGGGCUACGGCAUUGGCAUGCCCCUGGGGUCUCCGUUCAGAGAUGAGCUCACGCUGGCCAUCCUCCAGCUGCAGGAGAAUAACCGGCUGGAGAUACUGAAGAGGAGGUGGUGGGAGGGAGGCCAAUGCCCCAAAGAGGAGGACCACCGUGCCAAGGGUCUGGGCAUGGAGAACAUUGGGGGCAUCUUUGUGGUGCUGAUCUGUGGCCUCAUCAUUGCCGUGUUUGUGGCCAUUAUGGAGUUUGUGUGGUCGACACGCCGCUCUGCAGAGACCGAUGAGGUAUGCCCCCAUACCUGCCCUCGCCGACCCCACAGACACACCCCAGUGUCUGUCUGUCAGGAGAUGAUCACAGAGUUCAGAAACGCCAUCUCCUGUAAGAAGAGCUCCCGUAUGCGCCGCCGUCGGCCCCUCAGCAGCUCGGCGGCCCUGCGCCAUCCCACGCGCAUCGCUCUGGGUGCCCCUCGGCCCCUGCGCCUGGUGCGGGAGAUGCGCCUCAGCAACGGCAAGCUCUACAGUGGAGCUGGCCCGCUGACAGGUGGAGCUGGAGGUGGAGGAGGAGGGACGGGGCCUCCCGAUCUAGGCCCUGGGCCUCAGCGGCUCCUGGAUGACCCGCUCGGGGCCAACACCACCCCUCCUCCACCAAUGCCUACUCCUGUGAUGCUGCCCGCCCGCAGCUGCACCCACGUGCGGAUCUGCCAGGAGUGCCGGAGGAUCCAGAGCCUGAGAUCAGGCAGCAGUAUAGGAUCAACCACAACAAGAAUACCACCUUCAACAGCACCCCUGCCCAGGCUACCCCCACCCCCACCCCCAUCCUCAUCCAACACAGACAGUGAGGGCGGAGGGGGGCCCAGCCCGAGGCGGCUACACCACAGCCCCCCACCUCACACAUCUCGACCCAUUCCACCUCCACAGAACAGCAACACGACAGACUUACUGGGUGACCAGGACUGAGACCCGAAGCAGUGGGCGGGGUGGGAGGGCUGCAGGGAGCCGGUGAUGUGUCUGAGGAACAUUUGUCCUGCUGAGAGAAACACUGCUUGUCUCCACAGGGGAAAUUCAUCGGAGAACAAAAGAGGGAGAGAUGGAGGGGAAGAGUUGAACUCUGCGAGGUCAGCCAAUAGAAAAUGAGACGACCUUUAAAAGGAGAAUAAAGAGGGAAAACCUUUCUCCAGUCGAGCUCGAGGCUUACAGAUACAGAACUGGCUGAUGGCACGCUGUGAGAUGGUCGUCAGUUAAGCUCCUGUACUCAACUCCGAAGGUCAGUUAGGACAAAUCUGAGCGGAAAUGCACACGACCGGAUGAUGGUUUUCCAUUGGCCUCCUUUUUUUCUCCUCACUCCCCCUCUCACUUUAGAUUUGAGGGCGCUGGUUUUCCUCCGCAGACACUUCGCUGGAUGCUGAUUAGCCCUCUAGUAAAAUGAAGCUUUGUUGGAGGACAUACUGUAUCCGUAUGUGAUUUAAAACAGCAACUAAAAAGACUUCCAGAGAAUUAUUUCCUGUUGUUUUUUUUUUCUUUUGUUGUCUUUCUUGUUUUAUUGCCAUUGUUCUAAGUGGGAAUUACAGAGUUAAAUACAGACUACGUGUGACAAUAUGGUGGAUUAUAACAUAAACUUGACUGUGUUUCAAGAGUUUUGUGCCCCUCCCUGUGACCCGUAGCUGCUUUUUGGAUGGUAUCAGGGAAGGUGGAUGAAACAGCUUCAAGACAACAUAAUGCAAACGGUAGCAGAGGAAACUGUCGGCCUUUCUUUACACUGUGCGUGUGUGUGUAAAAAUUUGUGCUUCCUGUUGAGUCUGUCUGUAACUACUCAAAGUGAGGAGAACCAUGUACCCAGCAACAGCACCCUUCUACAAAUGAUAGAUAAUCAGACAGCCACAAAAAAAAGAAGAGGAGAAGAAGCUUUGAAAUGUGAAAUUAAUGUCCCUCGUUAUCCUGGGUAACACUUGCCAAGCCUUUACUUCUUUUUCACCUCUGUUCACACAGCGUAGAAGAGAUAGAGAGAACGGGCGAGGCAGAGCCAGUGAGGCAAGAUAGAGGAGAACAGAAAGAGAGGAGAUAGAAAGAGGCAGAGAGUGAAAAGGACACUACUGAAUUUGAAUGAGAAAUCCCUAACUGAACUACUUCCAUUAUUAGAUCUGUCCUGAUCUGUUAAUUCUGGGCAUCUUUUAAGGGGCUUGUUAAUGCGCCAGCAGGCUGUAGCUACAGCUUCUUCCCUUCUCUCUGUUUAACAGACAGACUUGGCCGUCCACAGUGGAGGCUCCUGCCAGAGUGAUAGACUCAACACAGCCUCGUCAAUACUGUCUCAAGCUUUUGAUCGCCUAAUUACUCCCCUCGGUGGCUGGGGACUCAUUCAGGAGGGGGUUGAACACAGGGAAACACGCUGAUAAAUAGAUUUAGAAGAAAUGUUUUUCACUCCGGCUGGGAAGGGAACCUGGUCUCUUUUAAUUAUGUUGUUAAUGUUACAGCCCUAGUGUUGUGUGAAACUCCAGCUAAAUCUAAACACUACAGUUUAUUAGCCACGGUGCUUAAAGGGAAUGCUCUAGUGGAUUUGCUUAUUUUAGGCCUUUAACUUUAAAUGGUGGACACGUUAUAUUAUUGCUGAUGAUUAUUCAAAGCAUUCCAAAUGUUUUUAAACAGAUUUCCGAGUAUCCACUGCUUUCACAGCAAGUAAUUGUGGUAUAAUUACAAUUUAUUAUUAUUUAUUAAAGAAUAAGGCUGGUUUCGUUGUUUAUUUUUCUUAUUGUCAACAAAUCCAAUGAAAAGACCAAAACCAACAAUGAACUGAUGAAUUGUCUGACUAAUAAGUAGCUAAAGCUAGGGAUGCACUGAUCAGACUUUUUCAGUCCCGAUACCGAUACCUGGGCUUUCGGUAUCGGCAGAUACCGAGAAGCGAUCUGAUACCAGUGUGGAAGUGACAGGGAUCAUUAUUUUAUGUGCAAGGCAACAUCAGGCUGGACUUAAACAUUACUUUCCUAACUUUGUAAAACAAAAUGU
Messenger RNA from Sebastes umbrosus (honeycomb rockfish), 5444 nucleotides. It is a transcript of the gene grik5, whose product is annotated as glutamate receptor, ionotropic, kainate 5. Lineage: Eukaryota; Metazoa; Chordata; Actinopteri; Perciformes; Sebastidae. The coding region runs from base 189 to 3404 and encodes 1071 amino acids. Gene Ontology annotation, molecular function: transmitter-gated monoatomic ion channel activity involved in regulation of postsynaptic membrane potential; kainate selective glutamate receptor activity. The transcript is spliced from 20 exons. Gene Ontology annotation, cellular component: plasma membrane; postsynaptic membrane; presynaptic membrane. The record is from RefSeq and is a predicted model, not a curated record. Gene Ontology annotation, biological process: synaptic transmission, glutamatergic; modulation of chemical synaptic transmission; monoatomic ion transport.